Solanum tuberosum (potato) is the source of this 1505-nucleotide messenger RNA. Its product is annotated as mRNA-decapping enzyme subunit 2. The record is from RefSeq and is a predicted model, not a curated record. Gene Ontology annotation, cellular component: cytoplasm. The transcript is spliced from 8 exons. Bases 271 to 1236 code for a protein of 321 amino acids. Gene Ontology annotation, biological process: deadenylation-dependent decapping of nuclear-transcribed mRNA; nuclear-transcribed mRNA catabolic process, nonsense-mediated decay. Gene Ontology annotation, molecular function: RNA binding; manganese ion binding; 5'-(N(7)-methylguanosine 5'-triphospho)-[mRNA] hydrolase activity. Lineage: Eukaryota; Viridiplantae; Streptophyta; Magnoliopsida; Solanales; Solanaceae.
CUACCCUCAGCAUCAUCACUCAGUGAAUUUCAACAAGCUGAGAACCAGAAAGAGGGAAAAAUCCAGAGGAAGAGCUUUUUUUUCAGUUUCAAUUUUAAGAAGAAAGCUCUUUCCUCUUGACUUCACUUCAAUAUUUUCUCUCUAUUCAUACGUAUAUACGUAGAAAAAUACGUAGUAGUAUAUGUAUAUACGUACGUCAAAAUCUCCAGAUCGAAAUUAGGGUUUUAGUUUUUUUUUUUAUAAUUUAUUUGAAAAUUUUAGGUAUCGGAAAUGUCAGGGCUGAAUCGAUCUUCUAGCGCUCCAUCGAAAAAUGGGCUUCCUCCUAAGGAACUCAUUGACGAUCUUUGCAGUCGGUUUAUUUUGAACGUGCCAAAAGAAGAUCAGCAAUCAUUUGAGAGGAUUUUGUUUCUUGUGGAGUGCGCACAUUGGUUUUAUGAAGACAAUACUGUGGACUACAAUCCGUCAUUGAAGUCUAUAACCCUCAAGGAAUUUACUUCCUUAAUGUUUAACAAUUGUGAUGUUUUAAAACCAUAUGUUCCUCACAUAGAUGACAUAUUCAAGGACUUUACCUCUUACAAGGUUCGAGUUCCUGUAACUGGGGCCAUCAUCCUUGAUGAGACUUUUGAACGGUGCUUGCUAGUAAAGGGAUGGAAGGGUUCAAGUUGGAGUUUUCCACGUGGGAAAAAGAACAAGGAUGAAGAGGACCACUCAUGUGCAGUUAGAGAAGUCUUGGAGGAAACAGGAUUUGAUGUCUCGAAACUUCUUCAGAAAGAGCAAUACCUUGAAAUGACUUUUGGACAGCAAAGAGUGCGGCUUUACAUAAUAGCGGGAGUGAAAGAGGAUGCGUCAUUUGCCCCACAAACCAAAAAAGAAAUUAGUGAAAUUGCAUGGCAAAGACUGGAUGAACUUCAACCAGCAACUAGCGAAAUCAUAUCUCGUGGGAUGACUGGACUCAAGCUCUACAUGGUUUCUCCAUUUUUAUCAUCUUUGAGAUCUUGGAUUUCAGCACAUCAGCCUCCUGUAGCGCCUAGAUUUGAUAGACCUUCAAGAGGAUUAAGUGUGUGGAAUGCAAAAAAUAGUUCCACCGGAAGCAGCUCAGUUUUAGCUGAGAUUCAAUUGAACAAACCUGCAGUUGAUGCACGUCCCCAGGACACAGGUCCUGGCAAAAGCUUCAGAAACUUCCGAUUUGACACUGCUUCAAUAUAUCGUGCAAUGGAAGCUGGCUUCUCUUCUUGAAGUGUAGAGUAUAGUCGUGGUUAAUUGUUGUGUUUCAUGUGCACAUAUUUUGUUUAGCUCCCGUCUUCACUACAUCAGUCUUUGAGGAAAUCUAGGACUCUUCUUCGUGUUAAUCCUGCUUAGACAAGUUCAUAGUUUUGUGGCUGUUCGUUUUUUGCUUUCAGGUUGGGAUGUAUGUAUAGUAUGUAUAUACAGGAACCUUGUAUUGAAUAGUCACCAUGUUGUUUGAAGUUAAUACAAAAAAAACACUCCUUUUGAUUUGGACACCA